AUGGGCGAGAUGGGUUACACCCGGAAGUUCAGCAAGUCUGACUACAUCGGGCUGAUGGCCGGCUGCGUGUGGCCGGCGAUCCCGGAUUUCAACUGGUCUGAGGCGUCGAAUGGGGAGGUGGCCGAUGAUGGGUACUGCGUGGUGGUGGUGGCGGCCACGGGCCACCACACCGGCACCGAGCUGCGCCUGCCGGGGCUGGAGCCGCUGCCGCCCAGCGGCAAGCACUUCUGCCUGGCUGAGGAGGUCCAGAAGAUUAAGGUAGACUCCCAGGGCAGGGUCAAGGAGAUCCUGGUGCUGCCAAACAAGGGCGCCGGGCCGCGCGCCAUGUACGCCGCCCUGGGCGGGAAGCUGCCGGACCCCCCGCAAGCUGCACCCCCCGCAGACAUCCCCCCAGUGCCCUGA
Messenger RNA from Monoraphidium neglectum, 402 nucleotides. RefSeq lists its product as hypothetical. NCBI's taxonomy places the organism in Eukaryota, Viridiplantae, Chlorophyta, Chlorophyceae, Sphaeropleales, Selenastraceae. The record is from RefSeq and is a predicted model, not a curated record. The transcript has 5 exons. The coding region runs from base 1 to 402 and encodes 133 amino acids.